Messenger RNA from Vitrella brassicaformis, 2494 nucleotides. The record is from the annotation of a GenBank genome assembly. NCBI's taxonomy places the organism in Eukaryota, Vitrellaceae.
CCUAAAUGUCUGACUGUCCGUCCACACACACAACGCACACAGCACACACAGUUCUUCAACCAACUACAGCACCUACCUUACCCACACGCCCAUAGAUGCACUCAGUGCACACAACCAGCCACACUAGCAUUCUCCCCCCUCCCCUCCCCUCUCCCCUCUCUCACACUGUCUUGAGCUUGUUAUUGCUCAAGUGGGCUGCCUGUGUUUGCCUCUGCCUGUGUGACCGAUAGAGGCCAAUGCCCGCAUACACCAGCCGCUGGAGGAACAGAGACCAUACACCACCAAUCCACAACAACCUGCACACACAUCACAGCAAAUGUCAAGAUGGACACACACCCUGCCCCUCCCCCUCUCCCUGUCGAGCGCAGGCAGACUGACCUACCUGAUCCCAGCCCCCGGCAGCCGUGCGAUGUGCCUGAUGAUCCCCGCACUGGCCAAGGUUGCCAAGAGCAUGCUGCCCCCAAGCCACUUGAACCGUCCCAUACCCACCAAACUGCCCUCGAACACCAGCACCAGCCAGGUGAGCGGCUCCAGGAGAGCCACGACGGGGAUGAGGGACAAGAGGCGCCCACGGACUGCUGCAUCAGACCCGAACCAGCUCGGGAUUGAGGGCCGCAGAGCGAAGAGGAGGCCGCUGAGGAGGCAGCUGCAUGCCGCUGCUAUCUUGAGACACUGUUUCAGCACUUGACCGAUCUGCUUGGGCUGCUUGGCGCCACUAUAGCGACCGAUCAACACCUGAGAGACCGAAGAGCAGUCACACAGAGCGUCGAGUCUUGGGAGGAACAGGUGCUUGGAGGCCAGCCAGUGAAUAUAUGGGAUCUCGUGCCGUGCUGUGUGUGACUGACCUGUGUUGAGACGGCGAUUGCCUCUCCACCCAUGGCAAAGAUGAGAAACAGCUGCAGUAUUGCAUUGUGAGCUACACAAAUAUGUGCACAAACAGCAGUAAACAGCCGAAUGAAUCCAUCCGGCCGCGGCGCGGUGUCUGGUGAGUACACCAUCCAUACCAGCCACGUGGACGACGCCCAUCUUGGUGGCCGACGCAGUGAUGGUGGCCCAGCACACCAGCAGAGAGAAACUCCGGACAAGCAUCGCACUCGAGGCCGACAAAUACCUACGCAGCGUCGUCACGGCGGACGACAAACCUGCACUCACACACACAUGCGGUCAGUGUACUACUAUGGAACGCAGAAAUCAGGCAGGCAUGCAUGGUGGGCAGGGACUGACAUCUCACCCACCCACCUUGAAGUGAGGGGACCUUGAGGCGCAUCGAUUCACGCCGACGGUAGAACAGAACGGCAUAAGUGAGAGCGGCAGCGUAUUGGGCGACGGCUGUGGCGGCAGCUGCCCCAGCAGUGCCCCAUUGGCAAGAGAAUAUCAUGAUGGGAUCAAGGAUCAGGUUCACGACAGCUGCCAACAGGGAGGCGAAAAGGGGCGUUUUGGUGUCACCAAAACCACGGAAGGCUCCCUGUGGGUGAAUGGGUGGGCACAAGGUCAUCAUGGAUGGAUCUGUCUGUCUGUCUGUCUGUCUGUCUGCAUCAGCCCAGCCUGUGUAUGGCUGACUAACCUCAGCAACUUGUGUGAAGACCACUGAAGGGGCUGCCCACGCUCGAGCCUUCAGAUAAGCCCGUGCAUCGAGUGCCAGCGGGUCAACGCCGACCGCACCCACUCCCAUGCAGCCUAGGAUCGGCCCACACAGCAGCUGCAGCGCUGCCGCGAUGAUGACUCCCAUCCCGACAGCGAGAAAUGAAGACUGCACGACCAGUUCGCCGGCUCGGUCGUUGUCUCUCGCGCCCAGUGCACGAGCAACGAGCGAUGUGGUUGACUGCAUGAGUGCCCUGAAGAUCCCGAAGCUGACGUGAAAGAUAGAGAUACACGGCCCCAAAGCGGCCAAAGAAGUCGCACCGAGCCCUCGCCCCACAUAAAUGUUGUCAAUGGUUGAAAGAGCCUGAACCGAACCCACACACAAGUGAAGUAGCGAGCGACACACACAUGACAUGGCAUGACGCCACUCACUCCCCCCAUGGCAUGGAACGAGUCUCCCACCUUGAUUACCUCCCUCCAACCCCCUUACUUACCGGAUCAACCAGAUUUCCCAACAGGGCAGGCACAGACAAGUCACGAAUGGUCUUCUGCAGAUGGCUGACGGAGCUGUUGUCCUCUGCACCACCAUCAUGAUCUUGUUCAAUGCUGACUGGGACCUUGGUCGUGCUCUCGACAAGGGACGGCAUGGUGGCGGCAUCACCUUCUGAAUCACUGCCAACAGGAUCUGCCUGUGCCUCUGCUAUGGCGACGCCUGGCCCAUUUGCUUCCGCAUACAGGCCGGUCUUCGGUCUUGCUGCUGCUGGUCUGAUGAGCGGGGCAGCCUGGAUGACGAACGCUGCCGAGGUCGGUGCAUCCUUCGCUCCUGAGCACAAUACAAGAUGUAGCAGCACACUGGCUGCCGAGUGCAGGAUUCGAAUCCCUGGGCCAUCCAUUGCGGGCAGCGGCACCUGCG